Guillardia theta CCMP2712 is the source of this 1437-nucleotide messenger RNA. RefSeq lists its product as hypothetical. Bases 1 to 1437 code for a protein of 478 amino acids. The record is from RefSeq and is a predicted model, not a curated record. Gene Ontology annotation, biological process: tetrahydrofolate biosynthetic process; one-carbon metabolic process; dTMP biosynthetic process. Gene Ontology annotation, molecular function: thymidylate synthase activity; dihydrofolate reductase activity. The transcript is spliced from 13 exons. NCBI's taxonomy places the organism in Eukaryota, Cryptophyceae, Pyrenomonadales, Geminigeraceae. Gene Ontology annotation, cellular component: cytosol; mitochondrion.
AUGAUAGUUGCAUGCACCAAGAAUGGUGGUAUUGGCCGAGACGGCAAGCUGCCUUGGAACUUGAAGGAAGACAUGGCCUGGUUCAAGAAAGUCACUACGGAAGCCAGCGCUGAUAAACCUGAGGGAUGCAAUGCGGUCAUCAUGGGCAGAAAGACAUGGGAAUCUAUUCCUCCUUCAUUUCGUCCUCUUUCAGGAAGAGUGAACAUUGUUCUGUCAAGAAGUCCAGACAGCAUGAGUGUACCCGACGGAGUCGUCCUAUCAAAGUCGCUCGCUGACGCCAUGCAAGUUGUUGACUCCCGGGAUGAUAUUUCUCAGUGCUUUGUGAUUGGGGGAGGUGAAUUGUAUCGUGAAGCCAUGAACUCAGAUCGUUUGUGUAAGGUAAUCUUUCGUACCCUGGUCCAUGGAGAGUUUGAAUGUGAUACUUUCAUCCCUUGCGAGAUUCCGAAAGGCUUCAUCAGAGACACAGAGGACAAAGGGAUCCAGUAUGAAUUCCAAAUCUUUGUGAGACCCGCCACAGCUGGGAGCAACUCACACUCGGAAAUGAAUUCGCAUGUGUCUAAUGGUGUGGCGCAUGAAGAGUAUCAGUAUCUAAACCUAAUUCGAGAUAUCCUGCAAACUGGCAUCAGGAAGGGAGACAGAACUGGAACAGGAACUAUUGGCAAGUUUGGAGCAUCGAUGCGUUUCAAUCUGCGAGAAAGCUUCCCUCUUCUCACUACCAAAAGGGUUUUCUGGAGAGGCGUUGUCGAGGAGCUCUUGUGGUUUAUCUCUGGUGCGACAAAUGCCAACCUGCUUCGCGAGAAAGACAUUCACAUUUGGGAUGGGAAUGGCUCAAAAGAGUAUCUCGCUAAGAUCGGACUUGGACAUCGUGAAGAGGGCGACCUUGGUCCUGUUUACGGGUUCCAAUGGAGGCACUUUGGAGCAAAGUACACCGACAUGCACGCGGACUACACUGGGCAGGGAGUGGAUCAACUUGCCAACGUCAUCAACACAAUCAAGACAAACCCAAACGAUCGGCGAAUUCUUUUGAGUGCCUGGAAUCCUGCCGAUCUCGGAAUCAUGGCUUUGCCCCCUUGCCAUAUGUUCUGUCAGUUCUACGUCGACACAGAGAAGGGGGAACUUUCAUGCCAGAUGUAUCAGCGUUCAUGCGACAUGGGGUUGGGAGUGCCAUUCAACAUUGCGAGUUAUUCGCUCUUGACAUGUCUAGUUGCUCAUGUCUGCAACCUCAAGCCUGGAGAAUUCAUCCACACUCUUGGCGACGUGCAUGUCUACAGCAACCACGUCGAGGCCUUGAAGAUUCAACUCGAAAGGGAGCCAAGGCCUUUCCCAAAAAUCAGAAUCAACCCAGAGAAACGGGACAUCGACUCUUUCGUACUCUCCGACAUUACUCUCGAAGGAUAUGAUCCUCAUGCAAAAAUUGCCAUGGACAUGGCAGUGUAA